AUGUUUCGAGCCAUCUGGCGCCGGCCCUGGGCCAGGAACAGCCCUCGGUUUGAUGUCGUCCAUCUGCACCGAACCAGCAUUCGGGAACCAUGGCUCAGGCGGAACUUAGGCAAAUGCGGCGCAACCCUCGCCUGCGCAUACUUUAUGCUCUACCUGUUCGAAAGAAAACUCGCCGAAAUAGACAUGGAAAGCCUUCAAAAACAUGAAGAAGACAUUUACUUCCCCGGGUUCUUCCUGCCGCUUCCUCACUUCGAACUACUGACCAAGCCCACGGGGUUCCCCCGGAGCGGUCCAGUAUGGGAGCGAUAUAUGCGCUUUGUAGAGGACGAGUCGCGGCGGCAAGCGGCUAAUGCGGAGAUUAUCGGCAAAGUUAAUAGUGCAUACAAGGCACCUGGCACGCCAUGGGUCAAGAGGUUUGGACCAGCUUUAUCAGUCAACGCAAACCUAACCAUAAUAUUGCCUGGUGGACCCAAUCCAGAGCCCUACCAGUUGGGUAUGGUUGUGUUAGACGACAACGACGGUCCCUUGUUCCGCAGACGCCUCGUCACACGGAACUACUGGAAGAGGGUUGAACGGGUGUUUCAUCCACAGGCCCUAUUCAUGGCUUCCUGGGCCUUUAUGUCUAGUUUGUGGGAUACAACAGUCGUUGAAGUCAAGCAGGCCAUGGGCAUUAAGACUCAGUCUACGCCGUCGUCGCAAUCACAACAAUGGUCACUCCGCGACGUGCCGGUCUGGACUCCCGACCCUCCCAAGCAGCCUUCAAUCCGUAUAUUGGGACCGUUACCCACAGGCUUACCUCCGGCAUUUGGCGCUUCGAAGCCGGUCGUUUCACCGCCAGCACGCCCAGGGGCACCCAAAUAUGACGGGCCUGGGAAGACCUCUCCCUCCUCCCCAUUGCCCCUUAUCACGCCCUCCGGGAUCAACUCGCCUGCAGGCGAAGACGAUUCGCGGUCCUUGGCGAACAACGCGGAUAAAGACCAACAGCAACCACGGCCCGGCUGGACAGACGAGGAAGGCAAUCCUCUGAUGCCAAUGUGGCUUGACUACAUGGCCAACCCGCAGACACACGCACCCCUGAUGAAGAGGCUGCAAGCCUUAUCGCAUGCGCCUCGGGCUGCGUUUUUGCGAGAACUCAGCAGAUACCCGGCAUGGCGACCUCAAAGUACGUACGAUUAUCCCCCGCAGGGGUGCAUCAGGCUUGUGGGCGGGGUGGUUGUGACGACGCCUGGCGCAUUCAUCCACCUGGACGUAGCGUACUGGUACGAUCCGGCGACCAGGAAGGUAAUCGAUCAAGGCUCUGAAAUCAGCCUCAAGGCCGUCGGCCACAGAUGGGACACAAACAAACCACAGCAGGUGUCGCCAAGAACGACAGUGGAUAAGUGGGAACCUGUUCAGGGCACAGAGAAGAACGUACAGCCAAGAGAGCCCCCAGAACGCAAGGAAUGA
Messenger RNA from Pyricularia pennisetigena, 1446 nucleotides. RefSeq lists its product as uncharacterized. The record is from RefSeq and is a predicted model, not a curated record. Bases 1 to 1446 code for a protein of 481 amino acids. Lineage: Eukaryota; Fungi; Ascomycota; Sordariomycetes; Magnaporthales; Pyriculariaceae. The transcript is spliced from 3 exons.